GCGCGUGCGUCAGCGGCCGCUGUCGGCGUCGAGCUACCGAGUCGAAGCGAAGCUCCGGACCCACGGAUCGACUGACCGAGCGGCCCCUACGGCCGUCGGCGGCCAGGCGGCCCGAGAUGUUGUCGGGGAAGAAGGCGGCAGCCGCAGCGGCGGCCGCGGCCGCGGCGGCAGCAGCCGGCACGGAGGCUGGCCCCGGAGCUGCGGGCGGCGCCGAGAACGGCUCCGAGGUGGCCGCACCGCCCGCGGGCCUGGCGGGCCCCACCGAAGUCGGGCCGGGGGCGGCCGGGGAGCGCACGCCCCGCAAGAAGGAACCUCCUCGGGCUUCACCCCCCGGCGGCUUGGCCGAACCGCCGGGCUCCGCCGGUCCUCAGGCCGGGCCUACCGUCGUGCCUGGGUCGGCCACCCCCAUGGAAACGGGAAUAGCAGAGACUCCGGAGGGACGACGAACCAGCCGGCGCAAGCGGGCGAAGGUAGAGUACAGAGAGAUGGAUGAAAGCUUGGCCAACCUCUCAGAAGAUGAAUAUUACUCAGAAGAAGAGAGAAAUGCUAAGGCCGAGAAGGAAAAGAAGCUUCCCCCACCACCGCCGCAAGCCCCACCUGAGGAAGAAAACGAGAGUGAACCUGAAGAACCCUCUGGGCAAGCAGGAGGACUUCAAGACGACAGUUCUGGAGGGUAUGGAGACGGCCAAGCAUCAGGUGUGGAGGGGGCCGCCUUCCAGAGCAGACUCCCUCAUGACCGCAUGACUUCUCAAGAAGCAGCCUGCUUCCCAGAUGUCAUCAGUGGGCCACAGCAGACCCAGAAGGUCUUCCUGUUCGUCAGAAACCGCACACUGCAGUUGUGGUUGGAUAAUCCAAAGAUCCAGCUGACAUUUGAGGCUACUCUCCAGCAGUUGGAAGCGCCUUAUAAUAGCGAUACUGUGCUUGUCCAUCGAGUUCACAGUUACUUAGAGCGUCAUGGCCUUAUCAACUUCGGCAUCUAUAAGAGGAUAAAACCCUUACCAACUAAAAAGACAGGAAAGGUAAUUAUUAUAGGCUCUGGAGUCUCUGGCUUGGCGGCAGCUCGACAACUACAAAGUUUUGGAAUGGACGUUACGCUUCUGGAAGCCAGGGAUCGUGUGGGCGGCAGAGUUGCUACUUUUCGCAAAGGAAACUAUGUAGCUGACCUAGGAGCCAUGGUAGUGACAGGUCUCGGAGGAAAUCCCAUGGCUGUGGUCAGCAAACAAGUAAACAUGGAACUGGCCAAGAUCAAGCAGAAGUGCCCACUGUACGAAGCUAACGGACAGGCUGACACUGUCAAGGUUCCAAAAGAGAAAGAUGAAAUGGUAGAACAAGAGUUCAACCGGCUUCUAGAAGCAACGUCUUACCUUAGUCAUCAGCUAGACUUCAAUGUCCUCAAUAAUAAGCCUGUGUCCUUGGGUCAGGCGUUGGAAGUUGUCAUUCAGUUGCAAGAGAAGCAUGUCAAAGAUGAGCAGAUUGAACACUGGAAGAAGAUAGUGAAGACCCAGGAAGAACUGAAGGAGCUUCUCAAUAAGAUGGUAAAUUUGAAAGAGAAGAUUAAGGAACUCCAUCAGCAGUACAAAGAAGCAGCUGAAGUGAAGCCCCCCAGGGACAUCACCGCAGAGUUCUUGGUGAAAAGCAAGCACAGGGACCUGACUGCACUUUGCAAGGAAUAUGACGAAUUAGCUGAAACUCAAGGAAAGCUAGAAGAAAAGCUUCAAGAAUUGGAAGCCAAUCCUCCAAGUGAUGUGUAUCUUUCAUCAAGAGACAGACAGAUACUUGACUGGCAUUUUGCAAACCUUGAGUUUGCUAACGCCACACCCCUGUCUACCCUUUCCCUUAAACACUGGGAUCAGGAUGAUGACUUUGAGUUUACUGGAAGCCACCUGACAGUGAGGAAUGGCUACUCAUGUGUGCCUGUGGCUUUAGCAGAAGGCCUGGACAUCAAGCUGAAUACAGCCGUGCGCCAGGUCCGCUACACGGCUUCAGGAUGCGAAGUGAUAGCUGUGAACACCCGCUCCACAAGCCAGACUUUUAUUUAUAAGUGUGAUGCUGUUCUCUGCACCCUGCCCCUGGGGGUGCUGAAGCAGCAGCCGCCAGCUGUUCAGUUUGUGCCGCCGCUUCCCGAGUGGAAGACGUCUGCCGUGCAGAGGAUGGGAUUUGGCAACCUGAACAAGGUGGUGUUGUGCUUCGACCGGGUAUUCUGGGAUCCGAGUGUCAACCUGUUUGGCCAUGUUGGCAGUACAACUGCCAGCAGGGGCGAGCUCUUUCUGUUCUGGAACCUCUACAAAGCCCCGAUACUUCUGGCACUGGUGGCUGGAGAAGCUGCUGGUAUCAUGGAAAAUAUAAGUGAUGAUGUAAUUGUUGGCCGGUGCCUGGCUAUACUUAAAGGGAUCUUUGGUAGCAGUGCAGUGCCCCAGCCCAAGGAAACAGUGGUGUCCCGCUGGCGUGCUGAUCCCUGGGCCCGGGGCUCUUAUUCCUACGUCGCCGCAGGAUCGUCAGGCAAUGACUAUGACUUAAUGGCUCAGCCCAUCACUCCUGGUCCCUCAAUUCCAGGAGCCCCCCAGCCCAUCCCACGACUCUUCUUCGCGGGAGAACACACAAUCCGGAACUACCCAGCCACAGUGCACGGUGCUCUGCUGAGUGGGCUGCGAGAAGCAGGAAGGAUUGCAGACCAGUUCUUAGGGGCCAUGUACACCUUGCCUCGCCAGGCCACACCAGGUGUCCCUGCGCAGCAGUCCCCAAGCAUGUGACAGACGUGCUCUGAGGGUGGCGCCCCUGUGCCUGUCAUUUUGCUGUGUAAGCAAAGCUCUUCUAGCAAUAUUAGAUGCCACCAAGAACCACCCCCUGGCAUCUGGGCUUGCACUCAGUCCCUGGUGUGAGCUCCUGGUCACAGGGGGCCACUGCCGCCUGCGUGGGACGUGGAGAACGAGGAACUGGCCCAUUAGCGUGGAGUGGACCCUUCACAGACUGAGGCAAGCAAGUAUUAUGAAAGUUGGUGUGUGUGGUGGAUGUUUUUUUUUUAUAUAUAUAUAUAUUGAGAAUAAAUCUUCAUAUAAAAUUAGUCCUAUUAUUUCCCCUUUGGGUUGGAGACAGACCAUCACUGCUUUGAAUCGCUUACCCUGCAUUUUAAAUAAUGAGGUUGACAUAGAGGAAGGGGCCUCAUUGGGUUAAAAGCGAAGGUUCCAGAACGGCAGGCAGUGGUGUGUGACUAGAAGGCCACAUCAAAGCUGGCACCUGUGGUAGUGCCAGAUUCCCGCCCAGGGCUUGGAUAUCCCAGUACUGGGAAGUGUUACAUAGGGAGAUCGGAAGCAGACCACGAAACUCCUUGGAAGUCUGGACGUACACCUACCAAGGGCCUGCCGGCUGUGUUCACACAAGGCUCUGAGCAGAGCACGCUGUCCUGUCUGCAUGCAGUCGCUGUGCCCCUGCAGCCUCUGCUGCCACCACUGCGGCCUUCUUGGCAGUCCAUGUCCUGUCUCCUGAGAUGGCACUGAAGGGUCACCUGGUCGUGGGGACUGUUCUCCACCCCUGCCCGUGCAGAGUCCAUAUGGACAGUAACAAAAACAACAGCAACCUCCACAAGGGCUGUGGCAGAUGAGCCAGUGUCACACGCACGUGAGCGAUCUGCUCCUCUGUUGGCAUCAGUCACUUAGAAUUACUUUAAGUAAAGCUUUCUUAGGAUGUAAGGGACAUGCUGGUGGUACUCGGUGGGGGGCAGCAUGGAAGAAUUUAAAGGGUUACUGUGACUGAUGGGGAAGGCCAGGACGCCGUGCAGAGGUGCCUGGGCCUGCACCCCAGUCCCAGCAGCCAUCCCGUCACUGGGGACAGUCAGGGCACCCAUGAUGGCAGUGGGAUUUUUUUUUUUUUUUUAAAGUAAGUGGUAGCUUGAGACAGUAUUUUUUUUGCUAACAGCAGCCCCCAAAAUAAAGUGUCUAGCAAACAGCUGUUGCUGCAGAUUCCAGUUAUGUGGGUGCUUGAUCUGUCCCUUCCUCUGCCCUUGCUUCCAGUGCCUGGGACUUUUAAGUCAACUGCAGUAAACUGCAUCACCUGCAACAUCGCAUUUAACACAGAGACACGUGGACCACAUGGAAACGAGGGAGCUUUAUUGGUUACACACAGUGUUGCGGGGCCCGCGUGCAUGCAAGCAGACAGCUGCAGGCGCUGUGCUCCCACGCCUGGAGCAGGAAUGUGGAGCUGCACCUGCCUCCCAGAGCAGGAGACCAAAAUGCCUGCCUGAGCAGGGAGGCUGAAGGCCCAGCAGAGAAGCCGGUGAUGCACUGACAAGUUGCAGGGCUCUCUCCUAGCCCCCUUCCCCCAUCUUUAAAAUACAAAAAAAUAGACUUUAUUCUCUUAAAAAUACAUUCCAUCCAGUACAUGUUCUGAGCCGUGAAGCAGCAGAGAUCGGGCCCCUUUCCUAUGCUGUUCCUUGUGAGGCUUUGUGGAGAAGCCUGCUCCCCAUAGCGGGUUUUCAGAUUACCCCUAAAAGCAGCUCCCCACCCCCACCUGCACCAGCAGAGGCCCGAUACCUUUCCUGGGGAAGUGGUGACCUUGGCACUGACUCACUAAACUAAACUGCUCUGGGACAAGUCCGAGAACACUGUAGACGGCCACCCCCUCCCAGCACCGUGUAAGGGGACGAUUCCCGUGCAAGCUCGCCUGCAGCUGAGGUUAGAUGCCUUGGCCCCACCACAGACCCCUUCAGUCCUGACUCACUGCAACUCAA
Ochotona curzoniae (black-lipped pika) is the source of this 4723-nucleotide messenger RNA. It is a transcript of the gene KDM1A, whose product is annotated as lysine demethylase 1A. Gene Ontology annotation, biological process: regulation of DNA-templated transcription. The coding region runs from base 117 to 2750 and encodes 877 amino acids. The record is from RefSeq and is a predicted model, not a curated record. Lineage: Eukaryota; Metazoa; Chordata; Mammalia; Lagomorpha; Ochotonidae. Gene Ontology annotation, molecular function: flavin adenine dinucleotide binding; protein binding; oxidoreductase activity. Gene Ontology annotation, cellular component: nucleus. The transcript has 21 exons.